GUGUCGGGUGGUGAAGCGCUGGUCAGACACAUCACUAGCUGCGCUUCAGGAUGAGCUACACGCAGUUGACUGGAACAUGUUCUGGGAGAGCUCUGCUGAUGUCAGUGAGUUCGCGGAAACAACGAGUUUCAUAAGUAGCCCAUGCUGGCUGAGGAAGCAACACAUUGUCAAAUAAAGACCUUUUCUAACCAGAAACCUUGGGUAGAUAAAUCGACCCGGACUGCGGUGAAUACACGCACGGCUGCAUAUAACGCGGGGUUCAAGUCAGGGGAUAUGGGUGACUAUGAAGUGGCGUGCUAUGCUCUCCGUCGAGAAGUGGCUGCCAAACUGCGAUACAGAGAUCGAGUCUCACAUCCAACUGAAUGACCCCCGACGCUUAUGGCAGGGAUUAAAGACCAUCAGCGACUUCGACAGCAAAUCCAUCACUUCUGCAGGUGGGGGUUCCACCUGCUGGAUGAACGCGGUCAGCAUUGGGGAGUACCAUGGCCUACGGGUGGGCUCUGCCCUGCUCAGCAUUGUGGCAGGGUGCAUCAUUAUUGGCGUCUCUAAAGAUUGUGAUGCUGAUGCUGUAGGAGGCAUCUUCCUGGGUGCAGGUGGCCUGGGGCUCCUUAUUUCAGUUUACCCUUUCAUAAGAGCUUGGUUUAACUUUCACCACAUCCUCCCCACUGUGGGCAACUUCAGAGUACACCCAAUGCCUUCAAAUCCAGUCCUUGAACAAGCAGUGGAAACCAUCAGACGAGAAGGUACACAAAGCCAGUUAAAUCUGGAACGCUCCAAGAGCAGGAUAGGAACCUGUGUAGAUUCUGGGACAGUUCCUGAUGCAUUACCUGAAGAUGGGCCAUCUUCAGAUGUCCCGGAUAUCUUGGCUAGAAGGAAGAUUAAACCAACCCUCUCAGACCCAGAUAUCCCCUAAGUCCAGUGACACAGUGUUUUUCUUUUCAUUUGGUGUACACCACAUUGUAACUCACCAUAACUUUAGAAACCUUGUCAUUUAUUAUUUAUGUCUGCCUUGUUAACAAACAAGUAUUAAUAUGAAGUAGUUCAAAUAAGCUAAAUAUCAUUGCUAAUCUCUGCAUCGCUAAUAUCUGUCAAUGUAAAAUGUAAUGUUAGAAAAUAGUAAUUAAAAGCUGUUUUAAAAAUC
Alosa sapidissima (American shad) is the source of this 1141-nucleotide messenger RNA. It is a transcript of the gene kncn, whose product is annotated as kinocilin. NCBI's taxonomy places the organism in Eukaryota, Metazoa, Chordata, Actinopteri, Clupeiformes, Clupeidae. The transcript is spliced from 6 exons. The record is from RefSeq and is a predicted model, not a curated record. Bases 284 to 913 code for a protein of 209 amino acids.